CCCAAUCCACCCCUCACCCGUAUGUAGACAAAAAAAAAAAAGAAUCCACAGAGAAAGGAUGCGGAAGAGUGCAAGAGGCGAUAGCGGAAGAAAGGACGCCGAAGAAACGCCGCUGGCACGCCGCCGGACGCCGACCUCCACCCUCCAGAUUUUAGCUUUCUCUUAAUACGGAGUAUUAAGAUGCAGAUCCAGAAGCCUUCAUUUUUCAAGAUCUUAUUGGGAGACUUCGCCACUGUUCUCCGUUUGCCGCUGCUGUUUGUGGAGGUUUACGGGGAGAGGCUUUCGCCGACGGUGUCACUCGCCACCGGCGCAUCGCCGGAGAAAUCAUGGGCGGUGAAGGUCGAGAAGAGCGGCGAUCAUUGGGUGUUGGGAGAUGGUUGGUCGGCUUUUGUGAAGGGGAACCGUUUGGAAGCAGGGGAUUUCGCUAUUUUCUGGAUGAUGGAUAAUUGGUCUACCUUCAAGGUCCGGCUCUAUGAUUGCACUUGCUGCGAUAAGCAACUUUCUUCCAGAUUCUUCUCCCCUGGUGGAUUUCCUGGUGAAUUGGAUGAAAGAUCAACCAAAAUUGAUGUUGAUGUGAAUGUGAAGGAAGAAAUCAAGACCGAAGAUGAAUUUGAAACGUCGUCGGAUGGCCCUUCCCUGGUCCACACUACCAACCUAAGCUUCACCGUCAUCCUUCCUGCCUACCAUGGUGAAGAAAUGGUUAAAAUGAUAAUGCCAAAGCGCUUCGUGGAAAAAACGGGGAUUGCAACAAAGAGAUAUAUACCCCUAAAGGAUGAGACGGGAAGGACAUGGCGGAUCGAAAUACAUAAGGAACAUGGCGAGUUUUUAAUGCAUGGGGAAUGGGCGGAUUUUUAUGCAGUCAACAGGCUAGCCAAGGGGUAUGUUUGUAGGUUUGAGCUUGUCGCCGGAAGUGGUGGUGAUCAACUUCUUCAGUUUCAUGUGAAGAAAAAAACACGAGGAAGACCCGGGGGCCGCAAGAUGAAGACUCGGAGUAGUUGCCAAGGCCUUGCUGCAGCCAAAAUGGUAAGUGCCUUUGUCGUUUGAUUAGCUUAGUAUUGAUGGUGUAUGGUUUUAGUAGAUGGACGGAUGGGUCAGCUUUUCACAAACUUGGUCUUUGACAAGUUGUAGUGUUUUCCCUAACUAACACAUAUAUAUUAGGGCUCUAUGCCAAAUGAAAAAAAGGGUCUCGU
Molecule: messenger RNA, 1190 nt
Organism: Cuscuta campestris
Lineage: Eukaryota; Viridiplantae; Streptophyta; Magnoliopsida; Solanales; Convolvulaceae
Source: the annotation of a GenBank genome assembly